Triticum urartu is the source of this 1369-nucleotide messenger RNA. NCBI's taxonomy places the organism in Eukaryota, Viridiplantae, Streptophyta, Magnoliopsida, Poales, Poaceae. The record is from RefSeq and is a predicted model, not a curated record.
GUCUGUGUUCACGCUCUCACUGCUUCACAUCCUGAAAAACAACCACUCCGCAUCCGCUUUGAGUCCAUGAAAUACUCCGAUCCCGCAAUGCCGAUCUAUGCGGCCAUCAAGGUGGAAGAGGAAGACCAGGAGGGGGUUGCCAUUGCCAACUUUGGUACGGCAGGCCAGGUGCGCGGCGGCCAACAGGACUGCAUGGCCAUCUUCAGGAACCCCGCUCCUCCCCCACAGGUGCAGCCGCCGCGGCCACCUCCACCUGCACCUGCACAAUGCCAGUGGAACAAGAGGCUGGCUACCGGACCGCCUCCAGGCUUCCCCGGCGUGUGCCAGCCGCCACAGAAGAGACACCAGUCUGGGCCGCAGCCACCGCACAGGCAGCACCAGGUGCAGCCACAACAGAGACAGUAUCAGGCGCCGGCGCAGCAAGCACAGAGGCAGUAUCAGGCGCCGCCGGCGCAGGCGCAGCAGGCGCAGAGGCAGUAUCAGGCGCGGCCACCGCAGACGCAGCAGUACCAGGCGGCGGCGCCGCAGGCACAGCCACCGCAGAAGCAAUACCCGCCACCACAGCCUAGGCGGCAGCAGGCGGCGCAAGGGCAGUCACUGCAACAGCAAUACCAGGCGCAGCCGCGGCAGAUGCAGUACCCGCCGGCGCCGACGCAAGCGCAAUCACCGCAGAUGCAAUACCAGCAGCCGGAGCCUGCGCAAGCGCAAGCCCCGCAGAUGCAGUACCAGCCGGCACCGACCCAAGCGCAACCACCGGGGAUGCAGUACCAGCCGGCGCCGUCGCCGAGCGCGCGGCAGCACGCUCCCACACCUGCCGCUCAACACGCCCCGUCCAGCAGCAGGCCCCGACUUCAGCCGAGGGCGGCGGCCAAGCCGGCGUCCGCGUUCAAGAAGCCCUCCGUGGUGUGCGGCGUGUGCGACGUGCGGUGCAUGACGGCGGUUCACCUCAAGCAGCACGAGAAGGGGAGGAAGCAUCGGAACAAGGUGGGCUGCGCCGCCGGGGAGAUGAACGUGUGGUGCGACGUCUGCUCCGUGACCCUGUUAACCAAGCUCAACGUCAAGGAGCACUACUCCGGCAAGCCGCAUCUCCAGCGGGCCUCACGCUCCAGUGCCAAGGGCAACCGAGCAACCUGACAUUGUCCAUGCCACAUUCCCACAUGACAGUUUCACCAGGUUUUUUAUUUUAAUAUUUUUCCUUCAUGACUUGACGAUACUAUUAUCCAGACUCCAGUGGUAUCUGCAACUUUGAAAUUGUGUCUUUUUAAUACCAGUAUAUGUAUAAUAACUGUAAUGCAGCACCCUAGUGACACGCUGACAACUAAAUUUGCUACGUACUACUUGAAUUCUGUAAUGGAUUUUAUAUAUUGUG